This is a messenger RNA of Linum trigynum, 3224 nucleotides long. Lineage: Eukaryota; Viridiplantae; Streptophyta; Magnoliopsida; Malpighiales; Linaceae. The record is from the annotation of a GenBank genome assembly.
CAAGAAAUUAGUGGGUAGCCUAGAUACAAUCUGGGCUCCCACUCCCUUAGUGACAACAAAGCUAAGUCUAGUGAAAAUGUACGUGGCCGCCCGAGCCCCCGCAUCCUGAGAUUCGGAGAAUUUCUGGAUGCGUUUAAGCAAAGCCACAACAUCCAAAUCCAACUCCCCCAGUGAAGAGAAAGAAAAGGGCAGGAACCUGUAACCAGCCGCCAUGCACAAGUCCCGAUACUUGGCACACUUUUGCCGAGCGGCAUCAGCUACAACUCGACCGGGCACAAAAUCGGUCAUCCCAGUCUGAGUCAAAGGGGAAGACCCAGUCAGAUCAAUACACACAUCUCGCCCCCUAUCCCAGGAAUAAAACAAAAAAUCCGCAGGACGAAGGGGUUCCCCAUGCCCAUCAACCAAACUGAUAUCAACCUCCUUUCCGAUAGAAAUCCCAGACCUAUAACAGAUGUCCAGUAAGGUGUCUCGAACGAGGUUAUGCCGGUGCUUAAUGCCCAUAAUACCAGCACAGGACACAACAUGAGCCCUAAAGACAUCACCAUCAAAGACACGGGUCCAAGCAGAACAGGGCCUAGAUACCAAAAAUAAUGGGACACCCAAUUGAUUGAUUCCGAUUUUACCUCAGUUUUCGAUUUUAGGUAAAAUCCUGAUUUUAACUGCUUUGGGCGCUUGGCGGCAGUAGCGACGUCAGUUGGAUGGCCACACGACGGUGGUGAUUUCGGCAGCGACGGUGGAGGAACCGUAGGGGGCAGCUGAAACGACUAGGGUUUUGGAUGCCAAUAUGCCAUCUCUUGUUUUUGUUUCGGGUCCGAGCCCUAUUGGGUACCAACCCACUUGUUUUGGACUUUUUUUUAUUGAUUUUCACAUCCAUGCUCUUUUUAUUUGCUUGUACUUUUCCCGUUAGGGCUUGCCCCCAUCGUCUUCCUAAUGACACAUAUCUUUAAAAAAAAAAAAAAGUUAUUCAGGGAUUACCAAUAAGUGAGAAGAAGAGAGGCCGAUUAAAAUUUGAUGCAAUUGGAAAUUUAAUUUAUGAUGUUAUAAAUAAACUUUAUGACAAUAAAAUUUGAAGGCAUAAGCUGCAAAAUUACCUACGUGAAUUUUGAGGUUUUGAAAGGUUUUUUUUUCUUCUAUUCAAAAUCAAAACUAGGUGCGUUACGGCCUCCACUUAUGUGUGUGGGUCGCCAGGCUCUUGACGAUGGGAGCUGCAUCAAGACGGCAUUUAGAUUCCAUAAAAAAAAAGUAUUCAUGACAAUAUUUUUCAUAGGGUCGGAGGAGACAAGACAAAGGAGAGAAGAAAGAAGAGGGCGAGAAACAGCUGCAGCAGCAGCAGCAGGCAAAGGAAGGAAGGAAUGAAACUACUGGUUUUGGAAAUUAGCCAAUCGUCUCCUUCUCCGCUCUCCACUGCGCCCUUGGCCAGUUCGCCCCAUCUAAAAAAAUUCCCUUUUCCGGUUCUCCCUAUGUUUCUCUACCCAGUCUUACGCAAACUCCCUCUCCAAUGGAUUCAAUUAAUUUGUCAUUCUCUCAUUCAUUUCUCUCCCUCUCUCCUCCCUCUCCCCAAUUGCCCGCCAUUGCUGCUGCUGCUUCUUCUUCUUCUUCGUCCUCCUUUUGGCCUCAGGGUUUCUCGUCCUGGGCCAUGGUUCGCCGUAUUCUGGAAGUGACCAAUCCGCCGUCUCCGAGUAAGCUUCCUGAGCCGCGCGGUACGCCUUCGCCUUCUCCGAUGAGUUCUUCCGCAUUGUUCUUCUUCGCUGGCGUUCUGGUCGUCCUCGUUAUUGUGUUGAUCCUCAUCACCCUCUUCUGGAAGUUCAUGAAAUUGAACGAUAUGACCACCAAGUUCGCCAAGAAAGACAAUUCGCUGCCGCCUCAAGGAGUUGCAUCCGAGGUUCUAAGUGGAACUCUCAGAACGAUUAGCUACUUCAAUUUCCAGACGCUAAAGAAGGCAACCAAGAAUUUUCAUGCUGAUAAUCUCCUAGGAAGAGGUGGAUUUGGCCCGGUUUAUCGGGGCAAACUGAGAGACGGUCGGACAGUGGCUGUGAAAAAGCUAUCAUUGGAUAAAUCCCAACAAGGAGAGUCAGAGUUCCUAGCGGAGGUGAGAAUGAUCACCAGCAUUCAACACAAGAACUUGGUACGCCUCCUCGGAUGUUGUUCCGAUGGGGAACAACGUCUACUUGUCUAUGAAUACAUGAAGAACAGGAGCUUGGACCUCAUAGUUUAUGGGAACAACAAUCAAUUCAUGGAUUGGAACACAAGGUUCCAGAUAAUCCUCGGCAUAGCUCGAGGCCUACAAUACCUGCACGAAGAUUCCCCUCUCCGAAUCGUUCACAGAGACAUCAAAGCGAGCAAUGUUCUCCUAGACGACAAGUUCCAGCCUCGGAUCAGCGAUUUCGGGCUGGCCAGAUUCUUCCCUGAAGACCAAGCUUAUCUCAGCACCACAUUUGCAGGAACCUUGGGUUACACAGCCCCAGAGUAUGCGAUCAGGGGCGAGCUGUCCGAGAAGGCCGACAUCUACAGCUUUGGAGUGCUCCUUCUCGAGAUAAUCUGUUGCAGGAAGAACACAGAUCUCAGCUUACCAUCGGAGCAGCAGUACCUUCCUGAAUACGCGUGGAAGCUAUACGAGAAAAACAAGGUGAGUGAGCUGAUAGAUCCGAGGCUUCGACAACAAGGGAUCGAGGAUAGAGACGUGGUGCACGUGAUCCACGUGGCGUUCUUGUGCCUUCAGCCGCUGGCGAACCUGAGGCCGCCGAUGUCUGAGGUGGUGGCGAUGCUAACGUGUAAAGCUGAUACAGGGACACCCCUAAAGCCAGCAUUCUUGGAUAAGCGGAGGAGAGCAGAAGGGAGCUUCUCUUGGGAUGUUAUCUCAGAGGCUUUCCCUUCUCCCUAUGGGAGUCUGGAAUCUCAUCCUGCAUCUAGAGCAAAGUAAGAGGCUUUAUAAACAAAGAGGUAGCUUGAUGUUCAAGUAAGCUAAAAAAAAAAAAAACAAAGCAAAGACAUUGUAAUUAAUCCCUAAUCCGGAAGACAUCCAGUGUUCUUGUGAAGUUCAUAAAGUAGGGAGUACGUAGAACUAGGGUUUUCUUCCUUUUCCCCUUUUUUUGAAAUUUAACUAGGAUAUCACCCCCCCUUUCUCAAUUUCAUAGGUUAUAGGAAGUCCACACAACAGUUGAACUAACACCUUGUGUAGAGAGAAACAGGUGUGUUUUCCCCCCCAAUCAAGUGACGAAAUGUUC